AUGUCUCAGACAGCUUGUAGCUUAGUCACAAACACACACUCUUCAGUACGCAGAUCAGAAAGAUCACCAUCAUGGAGCUUGAUAUCUUGGAGAACGUGUAUCUGCUCGUCAUCGUAACUCUGCUGAGUGUCCUGCAGAAUGCAUUCUUUGCCCAGAAAGUGGAACAAGAAUGUAAAACCCAUAAUUCAAGAAGCUUUCUGAGACCGGGAACACCUGCUUUUGAGCGUGUGUACUGCGCAAACCAGAACUGCAUGGAUGCAUACCCCACUUUCCUUGCUGUGUUGUGGUGCGCUGGGAUAUGCUGCAGCCAAGCCCCUGCAGCGUUUUCUGGACUGAUGUACCUGUUUGUCAGACAAAAGUACUUCGUUGGAUACAUGGGGGAGACGUCUCAAAGCACUCCUGGGUACUUAUUUGGCAAGCGCAUUAUCUCCUUCCUGUUUCUAAUGUCCGUGGUGGGGAUCCUCAAUUAUUUUUUCCUUGAGUAUUUUGGAAGUGACUAUAAGGAAUACAUUCAGACAAUCAUGAAGGCUUCGUCGGCUUUGCUUCUCAUCCCAUGAAGAUCUGGUUGAAAACUUGUCUGUUAAUCAUUCUUAAAAAGACAAAGCUUUCCCUGGGCACUCCAGGGAAAAGUCAACUCAUUAUCUUUCUGUCUUUCAUUGCUGUCACCUUAAAAGCCUUGCAAAUAAUAAUAAAACCUGAUUUCCAUUUGCUUUUCCAAA
Molecule: messenger RNA, 719 nt
Organism: Lepisosteus oculatus (spotted gar)
Lineage: Eukaryota; Metazoa; Chordata; Actinopteri; Semionotiformes; Lepisosteidae
Gene: alox5ap
Product: arachidonate 5-lipoxygenase-activating protein
Biological process (GO): leukotriene biosynthetic process
Cellular component (GO): nuclear envelope; membrane; endoplasmic reticulum
Molecular function (GO): leukotriene-C4 synthase activity; glutathione peroxidase activity; enzyme activator activity
Source: RefSeq, a predicted model, not a curated record